Messenger RNA from Olea europaea var. sylvestris, 606 nucleotides. Its product is annotated as succinate dehydrogenase assembly factor 4, mitochondrial. Gene Ontology annotation, cellular component: mitochondrion. NCBI's taxonomy places the organism in Eukaryota, Viridiplantae, Streptophyta, Magnoliopsida, Lamiales, Oleaceae. The coding region runs from base 103 to 447 and encodes 114 amino acids. Gene Ontology annotation, biological process: mitochondrial respiratory chain complex II assembly. The transcript has a single exon. The record is from RefSeq and is a predicted model, not a curated record.
AAAUUAGGCUGCGCUGCCAUCCUUUUUAAUCAGACUAUACGCCUCUUUUUCUCUUUUCUCCGGUAAUUAAUUCCUUAUUUGUUUGGGUGACUCGAAAAAAAUAUGGAGCAAGCAAAAUUGGCGACAAAUCUGGGACGUCUAUUCUCAUCAACACUCGUCAAAUCCGAGUUCUUCAACUCGACGAGUCGCCGAGUUAUCUGCACCACAUCUCAGCUUUUGCAAAUCCACCAGCAACAGAAAAAAGAGCCCUCGGUUUCCGAGAUCAACGAGAAGGCUCAGAAUCAAAUCGAAGAUGAGAAGAAAUUCGAUUCAAAAGAAGAGGACGAGGACGAGGACGAGGACGACGGUUACAGAAACAAAGUCACCGGUGAACUAGGAGGUCCCCGUGGACCGGAGCCGACGCGCUACGGCGAUUGGGAAAAGAACGGUCGGUGCUCUGAUUUUUGAAUUGAAUUUUCAGAAAUUUCUCCCAAUAAUGGCGUUUUUUAUUUUGUUUUUCCUUUUUCUCUGUAAUUUUCUGUUAAAUUAGAUUAGAAUUUAAUAAAAGGAAUGUACCAACAAAUUUAAUAGUAAUUUAGAUAGAUUGAUUUGCAUGCUUAAUAGUUA